Molecule: messenger RNA, 2390 nt
Organism: Durusdinium trenchii
Lineage: Eukaryota; Dinophyceae; Suessiales; Symbiodiniaceae
Source: the annotation of a GenBank genome assembly
ACACGACUCAAUCAUGACUUCAAGUUAGAGCUUGUUCCAGGAUGGCCUUCGUUAGAAUGCAAAGGUGACCAAACGAGACCUCGAGCUCUUCGGACCAUGGAAGCAGAUCGCCAUGGUGCCCUCAUUGGGGGCCUUUACUCCAACACUGCGCGGCAGACCGAGUUCGAGAUCUCUACCUUGCGUUCUCACUGCAAGUUUGACGAUGAAAACGUCCUUCAAGACACUCCACGGGUUAGAAGAAAGAAGUCCAAAUCCAAAGUAUCUCGCCUUCAGCAGGAAUCGUCCUGCAAUCGUUUGACAAAGACCAUUGGCCAGCUGAGAGUAGAGAUGGCCAUGCGCGCCAAGGCGGAUGAGGUCAUGCGCCUCAAGCAGGCACACGCCAAGGAAGCCGGCAGCGAGACUGCCAGCUCAGGAGGUGCAGGCGAUUUGGCUAGGGCGAUCCAGGAAAAGAUUGGUCAAAAGCUGGCGGCAGAGCGUCAAGCACAGGAGUCCCCGACAAGUCCAAAAUCGCCGAAGAAGCUCGGGAGGAUGGAAACGUCCUCUUUCGUCUCCACUGGCAUCUAUGAUGGCCCUUGGUCGUCGAAGUUUACAGCUUCAAAGAGCCCUGGUGCACUCAAUCGCUGGAAAUCUGACCAGCGACCCGAUCCAGCCUGGUACAAGGUGCAGUACAACAUGGUCCAUGGUCGGCCCAGGGUCCCCGACUUUGGAGAAAGGGCGAGGCACAGAAGUGCGCCACUUGCACUCUGCGACCAUGCGCCUACCUCCCCGAAACAAGCCCAAGGGACGUUCGGCCUUACCAGCAUUGACGUCGACAUGGACGACGAUUGGAGGUAUGACGAUAUCAAGAUGCAACCAGAAGGUGCAGGUGGGAGUUACAUCGCCAAGGCAUUGAACUGGGACCAGUACAACAACUUGCGUGUUGGUCGACAUCCCCAGCUCCACUUCAACCGGGUCACUGAGCCAGCAAAGGAUCUUCACCUCCAGGAUAUCAAGGCAUAUCCCAAGCAACGCUUCCCCGAAUGGGAUUUCACCAAGUCCUUGGGCCGAAGGCCGCUGGCAGAGAAUGACGUGGCGGCUCCGGGCAAGUAUGAAGUGAAUUACAGUGCUGUGCGUGGCAAAGUACCCUCUGGCGUGAGUUAUGAUCGCGCGUUGCCUCGCGAGCUUGCAGAUGGAUUGCUGGGCCAUUUUGCCCUUCAAGCAGUGCUCCAUCCAGAUGCCAAGCGUUUUCCUGGAGGGGUCCGCUUUGACACAUCCACAGCAAAGGACUUUAUCAGGCACAGGAUUACCAACGUCAAUGAUUUUGACAAAGAACUGUCAAGACCACCCUUGCGAGCUCCAGCAGAGUAUCAUGAUACGAGUGAUCCUGUUGCCUGCGAAGUAACGCUGCGCAGGCAAAUGAACUACAACGCAGAUGUUGCAGACCUAUGUGUAGCCCACCGGCGAGACAUGGCGCCAGAAUAUGACCACAUGCUGCCGCGGGGGAAAGCUUCUGUCCAAGGUUUGCGCGCUCUUCAAACGGAUGUGGGUGUUCGCGGGUCAGUUGGCCUUGGUUUCAUUGAGACCACGGGCCAGCGGACGCUCCCGGUGGAACAGUUGGAGGGCAGGAAUUCUAACGCAGCCUAUCACCGUGGCGAUGUUGGCCCCAAGUUUGAUCAUCGUACACUGUUUGAGGCUUUGUGCUUGGAGACAAACUUUACUCAAGGGCAUCCAAUUGUCCACGGCGAUUUUGAAAAGAAGCCUCCUCCUUUGAAGAAAGCCAAAGUUGAGGCUGAGUUCAAACGCCAGGCUGUGAAGGGCUUCACAAAAGGUGUAAAGGGGCUGCCAGAAAAGCCGCCUGAAGCGCGAGGUGCCUUCCGGCGAGUUCGAAGCCUGCCUCAGGUUGGACCACCGGUGGUUCGAAGGGCCCCACCUCCACCUGAAGAGGGGACGGAAGACUGGUCCAAGCUUCUACGAGGGUUGCGAGGGUUGAAAUCUCAUAGCUCACCAGAGCUGCUUGUAUGAGAGUUGACAAUGCCAAAGCAUCAAAGACCUAGUUACAUCGAGGAGCCAGCGUCAACUCUCGCAGAGGUGUGUUCUCGUUAAUGCAUGACAGACUCCAAAGGAGAAUGUCAUUGUACAUCGUGUUGAAGUGCACACUUUAACCUAUCCCUGUGUUUGGUGGUGCUGUUAUCUGGCUUGGUGUUCAUCCAAAAUGUUUCCAGAGACGUGUGUUUCGGUGGCCUGGGUACCGACCGCACAAAGGCUGCUGCAGAGAGUUUCAAGCUGAUUCGCAAGAUGCGAACUGCAAAAAGAGGGUCCAAGGUCCAAUUGCUGUGUUACAUUCAGGACAUUGGAGCCCACGUGUUGUUUCAACGACCACGCGGAAUGAUUUUAUGUUCCAUGCUGACGGC